Leptosomus discolor (cuckoo roller) is the source of this 795-nucleotide messenger RNA. The record is from RefSeq and is a predicted model, not a curated record. Lineage: Eukaryota; Metazoa; Chordata; Aves; Leptosomiformes; Leptosomidae.
AAGUGAAAAUACCUUUUGGAAACAAGUAUCUUGAUGCUAUCUUUUCUGUCCCAGAGAAGAAAUCAACAUAUGGAAUGAUUCUUACGCAUGGAGCUGGAGGAGAUAUGAAUUUCCCUCACUUAGUGUCUUUGGCAACCUGUCUUGCAUCCCAUGGAGUUCUGUGCCUGCGGUUUACUUGUAAAGGCCUUAACAUUGCGUAUAGGACUAAGGCCUUCAAAACAGUUGUGGAAUACUUAAAGCUUUCUGAUGACUAUAAACUUUCAGGUGUCUUCCUUGCAGGCCGUUCCAUGGGCUCACGAGCUGCUGCCUCUGUGAUACGUCAGCUUAGCCAGCAUGACGAUGACUUCAUUCAAGGUCUAGUAUGUUUAUCUUACCCAUUGCAUCGACCAAAACUUCAGUCCAAGCUCCGGGAUGAAGAUUUAUUAUUUAUCAGGUGUCCGGUGCUGUUUGUCUCAGGAUCAGCAGAUGACAUGUGUGAAAAACACUUGCUAGAAGGUGUGGCAAGCAAAAUGAAAGCCCCUAAAAAAAUCCACUGGAUUGAUAAAGCAAACCAUGGGAUGGCAGUCAAAGGACGAACAAUAGACGAUGUCAUGGAGGAAAUAAAUGCCCAAGUUUUUUCUUGGCUUAGAGAGCAUGUUGAACUGGAGCACAAAUGAUUUGCGGUGUUUAAGCAGUUUCUUCAUUUGGCUGUUCCUACCUGUGGCGAAUCAGAGCGUGUUAUUUCUCAGGCAUAUUUUUUAAAACAUAUUUUCAGAGGUGUAAGUGUAAAUGCAAAUAAAACUUUUUUGUAUGAAU